Messenger RNA from Chanos chanos (milkfish), 4906 nucleotides. RefSeq names its product roundabout homolog 1. Bases 1 to 4896 code for a protein of 1631 amino acids. The record is from RefSeq and is a predicted model, not a curated record. Gene Ontology annotation, biological process: axon midline choice point recognition; Roundabout signaling pathway; axon guidance. The transcript has 29 exons. Lineage: Eukaryota; Metazoa; Chordata; Actinopteri; Gonorynchiformes; Chanidae. Gene Ontology annotation, molecular function: protein binding; axon guidance receptor activity.
AUGAAUGGGAGCAAUUACCAGAAAGUCAUUUUUUUUCUCUCUGUAUCAUCUGGAUCUCGUCUUCGCCAGGAGGACUACCCUCCACGAAUCGUGGAGCACCCCUCUGACCUGAUCGUGUCUAAGGGCGAGCCGGCCACUCUCAACUGUAAAGCGGAGGGUCGUCCCACGCCCACGGUGGAGUGGUAUAAAGAUGGAGAGCGGGUGGAGACGGACAGGGACAACCCUCGAUCCCAUCGAAUGCUGCUGCCCAGCGGCUCCCUCUUCUUCCUGCGCAUCGUCCACGGACGGCGGAGCAAACCCGACGACGGCAGCUACGUGUGCGUGGCCCGUAACUACCUGGGAGAAGCCGUCAGUCACAACGCUUCUCUAGAGGUGGCAAUCCUCCGCGAUGACUUCAGGCAGAACCCUGCGGACGUUAUGGUGGCAGAAGGAGAGCCAGCGGUGUUGGAGUGCCAGCCACCCCGCGGGCACCCAGAACCUACCAUCUCCUGGAGGAAAGACGGAACCAACAUCAACGACCGGGACGAGCGCAUCACGAUCCGAAGUGGAAAAUUGAUGAUUACCAACGCCAGGAAAAGUGACGCAGGGAAAUAUGUAUGCGUGGGCACCAACAUGGUUGGAGAACGAGAGAGCGAGAUAGCUGAGUUGACCGUACUUGAGAGGCCCAGUUUUAACAAACGGCCCAGCAGCGUGGUGGUCCUCGCCGACGAGAGCGUGGAAUUCCGCUGUGAAGCGCGAGGAGACCCCUUUCCCACUCUGCGCUGGAGGAAAGAGGACGGAGAACUUCCGAAGGGCAGAUAUGAGAUUCUGGAGGACCACACUCUGAGUCUGCGGCGGGUCACCCUGGCAGACGCGGGCUCGUAUAGCUGCGUGGCAGAGAACAUGGUGGGCAAAGCGGAGGCGUCGGCCACGCUGACCGUGCACGUGCCUCCUGCUUUUGUGGUUCGGCCCAGGAACCAGGUGGUGGGUGUGGGGAGAACGGUCACCUUCCAGUGUGAGGCCAUGGGAAACCCCCAGCCGGCUAUCUUUUGGCAGAGAGAGGGUAGCCAGAACCUGCUGUUCUCCUACCAGCCCCCUCAGCCUUCCAGUCGUUUCUCGGUCUCUCAGACAGGUGAUCUGACCAUCACGUCGGUGCAGCGUUCCGAUGGGGGUUUCUACAGCUGUCAGGCUCUCAACAUUGCAGGCAGCGUUAUCACCAAAGCCCUGUUGGAAGUCACAGAUGUGGUUUCGGAUCGACCUCCGCCCGUGAUCCGACAGGGCCCGGAGAACCAGACGGUGGCAGUGGAUGGCACAGUGGUUCUUAAUUGCCAAGCAACAGGAAACCCCACCCCAACAGUGCUGUGGAGGAAGGAUGGAGUUAUAGUUUCCACCCAUGAUUCUCGCAUCUCUCAAAUGGAUAACGGCGCACUGCAGAUACGCUACGCCAAGCUUGGAGACACUGGGAUGUAUACCUGCACGGCCUCCAACCCCAGUGGAGAAGCAUCGUGGAAGGCGCAUCUGUCAGUGGAAGAGUUUGGAGUUGUGGUGCAGCCUGGCAGACCCACAGACCCUAACCUGAUCCCCAGCGCUCCCUCCAAACCCGAGGUAACCGACGUCACUCGCACCUCCGUCACGUUGUCAUGGAAGGCCAACCCCAACGGAGCCACGCCCACAUCUUACGUCAUUGAGGCCUUUAGUCACGCCUCUGGGAGUAGCUGGAUUACCCUGGCUGAUCAUGUGAAGACAGAAACAUUUGUGCUAAAAGGUCUGAAGCCUAGUGCCGUUUAUCUCUUCCUGGUGCGGGCAGCCAAUGCCUAUGGCCUCAGUGACCCCAGCCCAAUCAGUGAUGUCAUCAGAACUCAAGACACUCCACCCACCAUCCAGGGCGUGGACCAUCGGCAGAUCCAGAAAGAGUUGGGGGACGUGGUGGUCCACCUGCACAACCCUACCAUCCUGUCGUCCUCCUCUGUCAGGGUGCAGUGGACGGUGGAACAGCAGUCUCAGUACAUUCAAGGCUAUAAGGUUCUGUACCGGGCCUCCUCGGAGUCGGGGGAACCGCUCGGACCGUGGGGCGUGUUUGAGGUUCGGACCCCGGGAGAGGAUGGGGCGGUGGUCCCUCAGCUCAAGAAGGGGGUCACGUACGAAUUUAAAGUGCGACCGUUCUUUGACGAGUUCCAAGGCGCGGACAGUGAAGUGAAGGUGGCCAGGACUCUGGAAGAGGCUCCUAGCGGUGCCCCUCGAGACGUUACCGUGACGAAGAGCGACACCAAUGGGACAGCCAUCCUGGUUGCUUGGCAACCACCUCCAGAAGAGGAGCAGAAUGGAGUAGUUCAGGAAUAUAAGAUUUGGUGCCUGGGCAACGAAAGCCGUUACCACGUCAACCGUACAGUUGAUGGCUCUACUUUCUCAGUCGUUAUCCCUAGUUUGUCCCCCGGCAUCCGCUACAGCGUGGAAGUUGCCGCUAGCAACGGUGCUGGCCCUGGGGUCAAAAGUGAUGUCACAUUCUUUCAGCUGGACUCUCAGGGCCACGUCAUUGAUAACUGGGAGGACAGAGACACACUGUCUCAGCUCUCUGACGUGGUCAAGCAGCCGGCCUUUAUAGCGGGGAUAGGGGCCACGUGCUGGGUGGUCCUUAUGCUCUUCAGCAUCUGGCUAUAUCGACACCGCAAGAAGAGGAGUGGCCUAAGCAGUAGCUACGCUGGCAUCCGCAAGGUUCCAUCUUUCACCUUCACUCCGACAGUGGCCUAUCAGAGAGGAGGGGAGUCUAUCUGCAGUGCCGGAAGGCCAGGGUUGUUGAAUAUGGGAGAAACAGCCAAUCAGCCAUGGCUGGCAGAUCCCUGGCCCAAUGCUUGUGCCAAUCACAAAGACUGUAGUAUUAACUGCUGUAACGGCGGCAACGGGACCAGUGACAGCAACAUGACAACCUACAGCCGUCCAGCCGACUGCAUUGCUAACUAUAACAGUCAGCUGGAGAAUAAGCAGGGAGCUUUGCUGGGCUCGGACUCGGCCGUGUACAGCGACGUGGACCUCUCCAACAAGCUCAACGAAAUGAAGACCUUUAACAGCCCCAGUCUCUGCUACAUGGGCCCGGGGGGCGGGCCUCCCACCCCAUACGAGCCAACCCCGUACGCCACCACCCAGCUCAUCCAAUCAAACAUCAUGAGUAAGAACAGCGGGGCGGGCCCAGGGUUGGGGCCGGGCGAGAGCAUCGAUAAGCGAUGCUGGAAGCCCCCGUCGGUACCGCAGCAAAAAACGCAGGAAAUGACAUCACAGAUGCAGUACAACAUCAUGGAGCAGAACAGACUGAACAAGGACCACUACAGAGGGGUAGAGGGCAAUAUACCUCCAACCAUCCCGUAUAACCAGGCCCAGGAGCACAGCUCUGCAGGCUCCUAUCACAGCUCAGACAGAGCCAGCAACAGCACCUCUGGGAGUCAGAAUCAUAAAAAGGGAAGUCGCACACCUAAACUUUCCAAACAGAGCACAGUGAACUGGGGAGAACCUCUGCCCCCUCCCCCUGCCAACCCCCCACCCAGCCGCAGCUGUGAGGAUUACUUACAGUCAGUGGACAAGAAUUUUGAGCCUGACUCCUCGUGCCCAAUGUUGCCUUCACGGAUGUACCUCCACCAAGGGGAGGUGGAGGAGGGGGAAGAAGAAGAGGCUCUGGACAGGUGUCCCACUCCUCCUAUUCGAGGAGCAGCCUCUUCUCCCGCCGGCAUGUCCUACAGCCACCAGUCCACCGCAACCCUUACCCCCUCUCCCCAGGCAGACCUGCAGCCCGGGAUGCAGAACGGCCACGACGAGCGCAGGAGGCAUGCGGCCAGUCCUCCUCCUCCACCGCAACCUCUCUCUCCCUCCCACACCUACGGCUACAUCAACAGCCCUUUGGGGCUGGACACUGAUGGGUUGGAAGAGGCUGAUGAAGAAGAGGAGGUCGGGGACGAGACAGAUGCGGAGCUGGGACCGAGCCGUUACCAGCAGCACCAGAGCUCCCAGUACCAACAGCAGCAGCAUGCCCAGCAGCACCCACGCAGGGUGCAGCUUCGGGGCGGUUUAGAACAGACGCCCGCCUCCAGCACGGGGGACCUGGAAAGCUCCGUCACGGGUUCCAUGAUCAACGGUUGGGGCUCGGCCUCCGAGGAGGACAACGCGUCGUCCGGCCGCUCUAGCGCCGUCAGCUCCUCCGACGGCUCCUUCUUCACCGACGCCGACUUCGCCCACGCCGUAGCCACGGCGGCCGAGUACGCCGGCCUCCGAGUCGCGCGCUACCCCGGGGCAGUGCUGGAAGAGACGGGAGCCGGAGGUCAAAAAUAUCACAUCGGUCACCGCCCAAGCAGCCCUGUAUCCACAGACAGUAAUAUGAGCACCGCCGUGAUGCAAAGGCGACCACACAAGAGACACAAGCAGCACCAGUCAGCCCAGCAGAGGCAGAGAGACGAUUACACAGCCGACCCGUCCAUGCCCCUAAGCCCCUCUUCCACGGGGCUCAAGUCCCCGGGGCACGCCUCCAAGUGCGGUUACGAGGUGAGAGGAGCCACCCUGCCCAAGAUGGGCUGUGGGGAUGGGAGGGACAGGAGAGGCAGCGCGGGGGGCUACAGGACGAGAGAGGGUUCGGCGGAGCGACGGGGCGACCAGGACAGGCACCGGACCCCCCAGAGCGGAAAAGGCAGCAGCAAAACUCGCCAACACCAAGUUUCAGAGGAUAUUCCUCCAUACAGUCGCCCGUCAUUCCCUUCAGUGCAAAGUCAGAGAGACACAGUUCCCAGUUCCUCCAGCUCCAUGUCCUCUCGGGGCUCUGGGAACCGAAGGCGAGGAGAGGGGCCCCAGGGGGGGCGCAGGAACCCUUCUGAUGCAGCCCUCCCUAGCAUUGGGGCCUUUCAGAACGAGGAAGAAGAGUUAGAGCUGCUGGAGAGCUGAGGAGGAAGUC